Gossypium raimondii (Peruvian cotton) is the source of this 3297-nucleotide messenger RNA. Its product is annotated as U-box domain-containing protein 5. The record is from RefSeq and is a predicted model, not a curated record. The transcript has 6 exons. Gene Ontology annotation, cellular component: cytoplasm; nucleus. Gene Ontology annotation, biological process: protein ubiquitination. NCBI's taxonomy places the organism in Eukaryota, Viridiplantae, Streptophyta, Magnoliopsida, Malvales, Malvaceae. Gene Ontology annotation, molecular function: ubiquitin-protein transferase activity. Bases 766 to 3045 code for a protein of 759 amino acids.
AAAGAAGAAACUUUCCUUUUUUUUCGUCUCUAACCAUUUCUUAUUCGCAAAGACUUUCAUUGUCCAAAGGAAACGAAAUCAACAGCUUCUUUAUUGGCAACUUUUGCUUUCCUGAUGUAAAGAUUUUCUUAUUUUCCAUCUCUGGUUUUUGGUUUUCUUAGUUCCCUACAAGUUCUAAUUGUCACUCAUUUCUCUUGCUUGUUUGUUGGAGGAAUUUUCUGUUUUCAUUUCUGGGAAUCUCUUACUCUUUCUUUUUUUUUAACCACUGUUUUCAUCCAUGGUGGUAAACAUGGUUUUUUGAGUGUUGGGGUUGUCAUCAAGAGCAAAAAAAAGUGGCUUCUUUUUCUUUUUUGGUGAUCAAGAAGAUCAUGCAAUCCAUUUGGUCAUCUUUAAAGCUUCUUCUGAACUAUUGUUUCCUUUUCACCUUGCUUAUCUAUGGAAGAGCUGCAAGACAACUACUUUUGAUGCCUUGAAUUCUACGCACUUUCUGCUAGUGAAAGUCUCUGUUUUCUUCUUCUUCUUCUUCCCCUUUUUUUUUCCUGGUGGCUAAAUGAUAUAUUCUCUAAAGUGCUUACUUAUCUGAGUCGCCAAGUAUUUGGUUGUGGUUAUUUUGCUUUACAAAAACCUAGCCUUUGGCACCGGUGGUUCAAGUUCUCUAUAUUUGGUGUUGGUCUAUAGCUUCACAAAUACACAUACAGGAAAAACAAGCAACAUCUCUUUAUCAUUGCUCUGGCUUCCACUUGCACUAAGGUUACCAUCUGUUGAAUGGGGACUGAAGCAGUGGAGGCUCCAUCGUAUCCUUGUUCCUUUCAGGUGCAUUGCUUGAUGUGCACAGAACUUACGAAGUUUGUUGAAAGGAUUAUGAAUAUAUUUCCAGAAAUUGAAGCUGCUCGACCAAGAUGCUCCUUGGGAAUAAAGGCACUCUGCUCAUUGAACAGUGCAAUUGAGAGAGCAAAGUUACUUCUUCAGUACUGCAGUGAAUCCAGCAAACUUUAUCUGGCUAUAACCACUGAUUCCAUGGUUGCAAGAUUUCAAAAAAUAAAGAAUUUGUUGGAACAAGGUUUAUGCCAAAUUCAGAGUAUGGUUCCAGUUACGCUGGUUGCUGAGAUAUGUCAAAUUGUCGAUGAUCUGCGAGCUGCAAAUUUUGUCCCUGAUAAAUUUGAUGAAGAGGCCGGGAAAGUUGUGCGCGAAUUACUCCAUCGAGGUGCUGCGGCAUCUGAUUCAAUGGAAUACGCCGAAAUGAAAGCUCUUCAAUCUGCAGCAUCACGACUUCAUAUUACGUCUCCGAAAGCUAUCUUGAUAGAGAAAAGAUCUAUAAAGAAGUUGCUGGAGAAAGUCAGUGACUGUGACCAACCAAAGAAAAAGAUCUUAAAAUAUCUUUACUACCUGUUAAGGAAGUAUGCUAACUUGAUUAUUGGAGCUCAAACAGACAAUGAAAGAGCCUUUGCAGUUAAAAGCCCGAGUACCAGUUUUACACAUGCUCGCUCUGCCAAUGUCGAACCUCAUACAGAGUAUAAGCAGUCCAGUGUUCAAGCUGAUAUGUUAAAUAGAGCUAUACCUCCUGAGGAAUUUAAGUGCCCAAUAUCUUCAAGGUUGAUGUAUGAUCCUGUUGUCAUUGCUUCUGGGCAAACAUUUGAAAGGACAUGGAUCCAGAAGUGGUUUGAUGAUGGUAACGAUACGUGUCCGAAAACUAAGAUGAAACUGGACCAUCUGUCAUUGACCCCAAAUGCUGCCAUGAAGGAUCUGAUAUCAAAGUGGUGUAUGAAGUAUAAAAUCACCAUUCAGGACCCAAGCAUGCAACCAGAUGUGCUUCAAUCAUUGGAAACUUCUUCCGCUUCCAUAGCUAGUUUUGGCAUUUCUAUGAAUGAUCUGUGCUUUCCGGUAGACAUCAGCAGUAUAUCAAUUGGAUCUUUAGAUACGAGUUAUACUUCGGACGGAUCUCAUAACAGGAUUGCAGGUGGCUUAAGUUUGAUGCCUGAGCAGACCGGUGAUGAUUGUUUGCAACAACAAUCGGUCUGCAGCACAAGAAGUAAGAUUGAUUUGGAGUGUCUAUCUAGCCUUGCCAUGCUCGAUCGAGAAGCACAAUACAAGAUGGUUGAAGACAAGAAAAACCUUUUGAAAUGUGAUGAUCUAGAUUGUGUUUCUUUGUCAUCCAAGAAUUUCAUUGAGCCUCUGCUUAAGUUUUUGAGCAGUGCUCAUGAUUCACAUGAUAUAAGAGCACAGAAAGCUGGAUUUCAGUUGUUAUCAACCUUUCUGAGCAAAAGCAGGGAUGGCAUACGAUACUUGGACCAAAACGCAUAUAGUAUGCUAUCGUUGUUUAUAGACUCGGAAGUAACUAGAGAGGUUCUUGACAUUAUGGAAGUAUUGUCUGAACAUAGCAGCUGUAAAUCUAAGAUUUCAGCAUCUGGUGCUCUUGUUUCCAUGUUAAACAUUCUCGAUUCGAACAUCAAAGAUUUCCAGGAUCAAAUCAUCAAAAUUUUGAGCAAUCUGUCCUCUUCAAGCACUGAUAUUUGUUCCGAUUUGGUGUCUCCAGAAUGCAUCCCGAAACUUAUUCCGUAUUUACAAGACACCUCUCUUGCAAAACACUGCAUAGUGGUGCUGAGAAACUUGUGUAAUAAUCAAGAGGGUAGGACUUGGAUCACUCAAACACCUGGCUGCAUUGCUUCGAUUGCUAUGUUACUCGAGACUGGUGGUUUUGAGGAUCAAGAGAAUGCACUGGCUAUUCUCCUUACAUUGUGCUCACAAAGUAUAGAAUACUGUCACUUAGUUAUGGAUGAGUGUUGCAUAUUUCCUGUCCUUUUUGAUGUAUCCGUUAAGGGGAAUGAGAAAGGAAAGGCAAGUGCACUAGAAUUGCUACGGCUCCUUAGGGAUACCAAACAUGAUGCUGAUGAUGAUGAUGCUGAUAAACAAGAAUGCUCAAACUCCAACGAUGUCGAAUCCGAAGAUGCUAACAACUAUUCCAAAGACAAGGUGUCUCAUAAGAUAUUGUUUGGGGUGAAAUUACCAAAGUUCUCAAGAUCCACGGCACCAAAAAAGAAGAAAUGAAACUUGGAAUUAUCUGCUUUCUCUAUCAAUUGUGCUUAUCAAAUGGGAUUUGGCAAAGAUAUCUUCAUACUGUAAGUAAAUGUAGUUAGUAAAUGAUUUUGUCCGGUCCCAACACUUACUUUCAUGAUCUAUUUUUCUUAGAAUGAUGUAUCUGCAGCCAUUUUCUGUAUUCUAUGUUGCUUCUGACUCUUUUCUUUUUUGUUGGAGUUUUAAGUAAAGGAAAGAAGAAAAUAAAAAUAUUUCAUAUGCAAA